Neurospora tetrasperma FGSC 2508 is the source of this 684-nucleotide messenger RNA. RefSeq lists its product as uncharacterized. The record is from RefSeq and is a predicted model, not a curated record. Gene Ontology annotation, biological process: regulation of transcription by RNA polymerase II. The annotation marks the transcript as partial. Gene Ontology annotation, cellular component: core mediator complex; mediator complex. The transcript has 3 exons. Lineage: Eukaryota; Fungi; Ascomycota; Sordariomycetes; Sordariales; Sordariaceae. Gene Ontology annotation, molecular function: transcription coregulator activity.
AUGGCCGACACCGAGGACGACAACUCGGCCCUUGCCUCCUUCUUCCCCGACCCUCCUCUCUUCUGGAAGGCCUUCACCCCGUCCAACCUCCAAGCCUACGCCGACAUUAAACAGCAAUAUGCCUCCCAGCACGGCAUUCCCGUCGAGGACGUUGUCCGCGUCCCAGAUCUCCCUGCCGAUUCAGACCUCAUAUACCUCCAACCACCAGCCGAGCCCAAGGAUGGGACAUGGCGACUAUACGGCGAACCUCAGUCUCUAGAAGAAUCCCUCCAACCCCUCGAAUCAGCCGGCAUCGAACCCCCCGGUGGUGCCCCCUCAACCCAAACCCACGACACCCUCCACCUCCACCUCAAACGCCUCUCCAAGUCCCUCCUCCUCAACUUCCUCGAGCUUUUGGGAAUCAUGUCCCUCGACCCCGCCGCCGGCUCCCAAAAGGCCGCCGACCUACGCACUUUGUUUCUAAACUUCCACCACGUGCUAAACGAGUAUCGCCCGCAUCAGGCUCGUGAGCAAUUGAUUCAGUUGAUGCAGGAGCGAUUGGAUCAGACGCGGGCGGAGACGGCUGCGAAUCGGGCGGUGGCGGAGAAAGCACGGAGGGUGUUGGAGGGGUUGGGGAGUGUGGAGAUUCCGGCUGUUGAUGUUAAUGUUGCUGGGACUGGGACAGGUGGAGGGGAGGGGGAUGGG